Diceros bicornis minor is the source of this 4596-nucleotide messenger RNA. RefSeq names its product calcium binding protein 39 like (gene CAB39L). Lineage: Eukaryota; Metazoa; Chordata; Mammalia; Perissodactyla; Rhinocerotidae. Gene Ontology annotation, molecular function: protein serine/threonine kinase activator activity. Bases 1631 to 2644 code for a protein of 337 amino acids. Gene Ontology annotation, biological process: intracellular signal transduction. The record is from RefSeq and is a predicted model, not a curated record. The transcript has 9 exons.
GUAAUCAAGGGUAUGUAGAUUUAAGUCCUCUCAUACCGUACUGCACAGAUAAGGCCAUCCCCUCCUCUUCCCAAUACAGAGGGGGAGAUAUCUUUACAAAUGGAGAUUUCUCUUAUAAAUGUAAAUGUUUGUCUGGCAACUCUUUGCAGGGCCACCUAGAGAAUGUGGCCUGGGAGAGACAGAAUUUUUGUUAAGAUGGGCUUGUUGGUGCCUUUCCUAUUGUAACAUCUAUUUUACAUUAUAUUAUAGCCAUCAUAUGAUAGUAACUCCUUCUUGGAACAGAUCUUCUAUGUUAAAUUCUUUAGGCAGUUUAGGGGAGGUCAGAUGUUCAUCAGAGAAAAUAAUCAAGGUAAAGAGACAUAAUUCAGAGUGGCCAAUUUUGAUCUCCCACACUGCUUAUAGUAAAAUGUGGGAAGAGCAAGUAUGCUAAAGAAAGGUCUAAUAAACAAAAAGGAGCUGGGACUUGAUGGUUUUGACCAUUAUCAGCCUCUCCAGACAGCCAGUGAUGAUAAAAUUAAGAAAUGGCUUCUUCCUAACAAAGAUAAAAACCAAGGCAUUGUCAGGAAAACUUGGUCUAAGGAUGAAGCUGAGGGUGUGGCUGUAAAAUCCUUUGUUAAUACUUAAGAAAGAUCUAAGGUGCUGCCUCAGAGUACUUUCAGUCAGAUAAAGGGCCCUCUAAAGACUUGAAUGGUGUUACUGACAGAUUCAUUCAGUUGAACAACAGGGCUUCUAAAGAAGUUUACAAUAUAAUCUUUAUCCUUCAGCCAUUUCAGCAGAAGCUCAAGGUAGAGAAGGACUUAAUCUGAAGAGAUUUGUUCUUGUGGCUUUUGUUUAAUGGAAAGAACCCCAAUAAGAUUCCUAGGAGUCUCACAAAGCUUUAAGAGAAUUAUAUUUUAAGGAUCACUGCCCCUGGGACUAAAGAAGACAGAGAGUAUGAAAUGAAGCCUUUGGAACCUCAAACUUCUACAGCAGGAAGCAAGGUGAAAAAACUACUCAGCUGUGCUACCUUUCAUGAAAAAUGAAGAAUGACUCAGAGGCUUGAACCUAGAGGGUAGAGUCCAGAGCUAUAGAGAGUCAUUUCCAGAUGGAAGUGGGACUGAGUCCUAAUCAGGGAAGUUCUAACAUUUGCCUGGCUGUAUUUCAGUGAUUCCUAUGUACUUCUCAUUUUCCCCCUUUUUGAACAGGAGUGUCUAUAGUGGUUACCUAUACCUGAUCAAAAAUUGGAUGAGUCAAAUAACUUGUCUUUUUAGCUUGGGGUCAGCAAACGUUUUCUGUAAAAGGUAAAUAGUAAAUAUUUUUGGCUUUGUCGGCCAUUUAGUCUCCCUGGCAACUACUGGACUCUGCCUUUGUUAUGUGAAAUAGCAGCUAUAGACAGUGUGUAAAUGAUGGGUGUGGUCAGAUAUGGUCUAAAUGCUGUAGUUUGCCCACUCCUGCUUUAGCUCGCUGGUCUGUAAAACAGGAGAGACUGUAUCCAGGAGGUGUACCUAAGGAAUUAUACCCAAGGGGCCUCAUCCACACCUGGAUCUGAUUUAAAUGAUGAGAUACGGGACUUGGAGCUGAUGCUGUAAUAUGAUGAGACUCUUGGAGUCUUGGGAGGAGCAUUCCAUAUUGGAAGAAGAGAUUUCUAUAGAUGAAAAAAAUGCCUUUGUUUAGUAAAUCACACAAAAAUCCAGCAGAAAUUGUGAAAACUCUGAAAGACAACAUGGCCAUUUUGGAAAAGCAAGACAAAAAGACAGACAAGACUUCAGAAGAAGUGUCGAAAUCACUGCAAGCAAUGAAAGAAAUUCUGUGUGGUGCAAAUGACAAGGAACCCCCAACGGAAGUUGUGGCUCAGCUGGCACAAGAACUCUACAAUAGUGGGCUGCUGGUGACACUGAUAGCUGACCUACAGUUGAUAGACUUUGAGGGAAAAAAAGAUGUGACCCAGAUAUUUAACAACAUCCUGAGAAGACAGAUAGGCACUCGGAGUCCUACUGUGGAGUACAUUAGUGCUCAUCCUCAUAUCCUCUUUAUGCUCCUCAAAGGAUAUGAAGCCCCACAGAUUGCCUUACGUUGUGGGAUUAUGCUGAGAGAAUGUAUUCGACAUGAACCACUUGCCAAAAUCAUCCUCUUUUCUAAUCAAUUCAGAGAUUUCUUUAAGUAUGUGGAGUUGUCAACAUUUGAUAUUGCUUCAGAUGCCUUUGCUACUUUUAAGGAUUUACUAACAAGACAUAAAGUAUUGGUAGCAGACUUCUUAGAACAAAAUUAUGACACAAUUUUUGAAGACUAUGAGAAAUUGCUUCAGUCUGAGAAUUAUGUGACUAAGAGACAAUCUUUAAAGCUGCUAGGUGAACUGAUCCUGGACCGACACAACUUCACCAUUAUGACAAAGUACAUCAGCAAGCCGGAGAACCUCAAGCUGAUGAUGAACCUCCUUCGAGAUAAAAGUCCCAACAUUCAGUUUGAAGCUUUCCAUGUCUUUAAGGUAUUUGUGGCCAGUCCUCACAAAACACAGCCUAUUGUGGAGAUUCUGUUAAAAAAUCAACCUAAACUCAUUGAGUUUCUGAGCAGCUUCCAAAAAGAAAGGACAGAUGAUGAGCAGUUCACCGAUGAGAAGAACUACUUGAUUAAACAGAUUCGCGACUUGAAGAAAACAGCCCCUUGAAGAUCUUAUCCAGUUUCCUGCCACAGUCACCGUCUCAUCUGUUCAGUUUGUACAAAAGUGUCAUUUCAAAAAGUAAUCGUUCUUGGGAAGUCUUUGGAGGUGCCUAUUUUUUCUCAAUUCAUUAUUCAAGGUAGAUGGAAUAUAAACAUUUGAAUGAAAAAAUAAUUAACCUAGAAUAAUGUAUUCAUUUAAAUCAAGUCUGUGGUUAUUUUUGUGAAAUCAGAGCCAUUGUACUUGACAUGGAGAAAAGCAAUUUUAACCCUUUGUUGAUGAAAGGCUACAGGGCUGUGGGCUUGCAGACCCGAGCUCUCAGCCACCAUGAGCCACCAAGUAGAAGCCCAAAUGAUGGGCGUCACUGAGUCCUCAAAGAGGAUUAAGUUCUCAGAGGAGAACUGGACAUGGGGGCGAGAGGUGCAAAACCGUCUUGCCUAUCUGCGCUUAGAUUUCUUAAGGCACUUAAAGAUCUGAGAAAAUAAGAUGCCUGUUUUCAGCCAUUACAUGUUCUUGUUCCUUGCCCAUAUCUUUUGACUGUAAUUAGUGGUUCCCAGCUUCCUAGGGAAUUGAUGCCCACCUCCCACUCAGCCUUCCUUUCUGCUCACUAUCCCACAUUCCAUCCCAAUGGAUCUCUUCAGCACAUCUGACUCAUGGCGCACGCACGCGCACACACAUGCUUACACACACACCCCACUCCGACCUGCAGUAAGGUUAGCAUGGAACCAACUAAGUACGAAUAAGAUGGAUUAACAAGGGUCAUAGGGGCAUAGAGGUGUAUGACCUACUCACUUGAGAACUUGGAACGGUGGUUAAGAACCACAGCUCCAGCUGUAGUCACUGCUGUUUCACACUGACUUCUGUAGGGUUAGGGAAUGUUUGGAAUAUUUCAUUCAUAACUGUCAUUAUGGGAAAGAUUUUUUUGUGGUGAAAGUGCGUUUUAGAGUAGGAGUCAUUGCAUUAGGAUGCCUAGCAUGUACAGCACCGUGGGUCCAGAGGGUUGCACAGGUCUUUAGACCACUUUUAUAAAUAAGGGAACGUUGCUGUUGGCUGGGCAAACAAAAUGCAUGAAAAAAUUCUCAAACUAAAAAUUUUUUUCAGUUUAUUUUCUAAUUAGCUGUCACUCGACUUUUCCAUCAAAGUCUUCAGUGAAAAGGUAGAAAACCUAUAAAAUUUUGGUCCCAAAUAUUCUCUUGCAUACUAGGAUGGUUAAGGAAUUAAUUUAGGUUCUUUAAAAAAGGCAUAGGACAACAACAAAAAAAAGGUCAUGAUUUGUUUUCAGCCGUCAAGUGUAUAAAAUGGAAUUUUAAAGCUAUAUUUACAAGGCAUUAAAGGUGCAAUUAUUAAUCUGUAUUUUUUCAUCAUUCUGUUUCCAAAUCAUGAGUUGUUGCCUUCCGUAAGAACCCUCACUUUUUACAAUAUCGGGUGCUGUGUUCUUCAAUCAGACAUGUCUCCACUCGGAGAGGGAAGUAUCCCUCCCCAGGGAUCCUUCUCCAGGAUCAGUGCCCUCUGUAAAUUUUGCAUCUGAAAAAUUACCUGGCAGAGUUUCACCCUUCUUAGCUGGGACACAGGGUUGUGUUUUCUGUGCCCAUGUGGAAUCCUGAGGCAGAUGGUGUGGGACCUGUGGGACCUUCUCAUGGCAGCUCUAGCCAAUGCUGGCGUGGGAGUGUCAGCCGGCAGUCGAUCUAAUGACCUUCAUUCUUUAGUCACUGAAGUCAGAUUAUUUCUAUAACAUUCCCUGACCAGUCCAGAGUCUCUUAGAACUUGACUUUUCUGGUUUUGCUUACUUGAUUAAAAGAGAAGAGUGUAAGUAUAAAAAGCGAAGGUGCAAUAACCAUUGGAAAUUUGUUUGGUUGCUUAAUACUGUUCCACAACAUCAUGGGACGCAUGUUUUCUAUUGGAAAGCAAGGCUUUGUUAUGAUUCUUUCUUAAUAAAUAAAACAUAUUUUAUUUCCUCUGGG